AAGUUCUGAUAAUUUGCUGGCUUAUUGAAAAGGUUGUAGAGGAAACUUGUCAUCAGCAUGUUUACAGCAAGGUUUUUGGGAAGGACAUUCCUUGCUGCAGCCAAGUCAGAAGCUUCUGCUACGACUGCUGCAGCCAAGUCAGAAGCUUCUGCUGCGGGUGCUGCAGCUUCUUCUUCUGCUAGGACAUCAUAUAAUCCUUUGGAGGAGUUCUUUGAGGCAGAUAGAAGUCAAGAUGAUGAGAAACCUGUUGUCUAUGGUCGCAGUUGGAAGGCUUCUGAAUUGCGUCUUAAGUCUUGGGAUGAUCUUCACAAGCUAUGGUAUGUGCUGCUGAAGGAGAAAAACAUGCUUAUGACUCAACGUCAAAUGCUCCAUGCACAGAACCUACGAUUUCCAAAUCCAGAACGUCUCCCCAAGGUGAGGAAGUCAAUGUGUAGAAUCAAGCAAGUACUCACAGAAAGGGCAAUUGAAGAUCCUGAUGCUAGGAGGUCUGCUGAGAUGAAGAGGAUGAUAAAUGCUUUAUGAUGUCUUCUGAUUUUCGUGUACCCCUCCCCUCCUUCAACUUAUGAAACAAUUAUAUUCUUAGUUCUGGUGGCAAUCCUGUCUGUCU
Telopea speciosissima is the source of this 607-nucleotide messenger RNA. Its product is annotated as 39S ribosomal protein L47, mitochondrial-like. NCBI's taxonomy places the organism in Eukaryota, Viridiplantae, Streptophyta, Magnoliopsida, Proteales, Proteaceae. Gene Ontology annotation, molecular function: structural constituent of ribosome. The transcript is spliced from 3 exons. The record is from RefSeq and is a predicted model, not a curated record. Gene Ontology annotation, biological process: mitochondrial translation. Gene Ontology annotation, cellular component: mitochondrial ribosome; mitochondrial large ribosomal subunit. The coding region runs from base 58 to 522 and encodes 154 amino acids.